Messenger RNA from Dentiscutata erythropus, 1419 nucleotides. Lineage: Eukaryota; Fungi; Glomeromycota; Glomeromycetes; Diversisporales; Gigasporaceae. The record is from the annotation of a GenBank genome assembly.
AUGGAAAAUUAUAAUUAUAACGGUUCAACCGAAUAUGAAAAAGCAAUACGUUUCUUGGAGACAGGUUGCAACUGUGGUUGUUCAAAAAUAAUUCCAAGAGAAAAGUUUGCCGAAUUACGUGAGGCGUUUCAAGCCCUCUCUAGAUCCGAGCAAGACAUAUAUUUAAUGGCCCAACUGAAAGCAAUGAAUGGUGGAGAAAUAACUGCCAGCCGACGUCUUAAAAAGAAAACGCGAAUCGGUCGCACUCACUUCGAAAAUGUCAGAAACCACCUAGCAACGAAUGGCAUAAUACCGCGUGUUCAUGGUAACGUAAAACGAGUCCCGCGAUGGAAAACCAAAAUAACCAUUGAUAUAACUGUUGCUACCGCUGUAAAAAAUUUUCUCGAGAAUUAUGCUGAAAUACAUGGAUUACCAAGUCCUGGUAGAAAUGUCAAUCGCAUUACUCAAUCGCUUACACUCUUGCCAGCUGAAACGAGUUACAAGUCGGUCUAUCGUGAUUUUAUUGCAGGUCUCGAAAACGAGAGCACGUUGAAAUUGUUAAAAUAUGAUGCAUUUCGCAAGUUAUGGCACCAGUUAACGCCUUAUAUUCAAAUUAUGAGUCCACGAACAGAUUUGUGCGAUACGUGUCAACAUUUUCGGAACGGCUUACAAUACAAUGCUCGCAAGGAAGAAGAAGCAAAAGACUUACUAAAAAAAUUCAAAGAACAUCUGGUUAAGGCUAAAUUAGAAAGAAAUUAUUACAACAAAAAUACGAAAUUAGCAGAACAACAAAGGAAAUUGGUAGACGAUAAUUACGUUGUAACAGGGGUAAGUAAAAUUUAUUAUCUAAGUCCGCGUAAAGUGCAUUUAUUUGGUAUACAAGAUGAAGCAGUACGCGAACAAAUUAAUUACGUUCUUGAUGAAGACGAAAUCAUCGGCAAAGGUCCUAAUGGCACACUAAGCCUGGUUGUGAAAAGAUCGAGCACAGCGGGAUUAAACAAAGCUCAGCGUUAUGACAAGGGAAAAGGCUUUCAAUAUUUAGAUCUUAAUUCCGUGUUGGGAAUUUUUUUUAAAAAACUAAACGGUUUACAAAAAUAUCAGCAUUUUGUAUUUGAAGCAGCCAAUCCUGGAGUUGUCAAAGCUCAGCUGGUUGUUCAUGGUUCAUAUACUGAAUUUAAUUUGUUAAAAACUAGAAAGGCAAGCGUUUCUGAAAUUACCAAAGAGAUUAAAUCUUUUUCUAUUUUAGUUCUAACUCCGCCUCCAUUAGAUUACAAACGUCAAGACUACUUUUACAAAAAUAUUCCAAAGGAAUACUCCAAUUAUUAUGGAGGAGCCCUUAAACCAGAAGAAAAGUCUAUCUUUGAUAAUAAUCUUUUAAAACCAAAUGACACUUUGGAUAAAACACUCCUUCAAGAUACUGCUCAGUUAUUAAACAAUUGA